GUGGUUCGGUUCGGAUGGAUUUAUUCUCAGAUGUCCAAACCAAACCGUUGGCUAACCUCUCAGCAUUUAGCUACAUCCCACCGCGACGGAAUGAGCCCAAAGAAAUGUCCUACUUCAACACCAAGUCAAAGGUUCCCGUCGUGUCCACCUACGACCGAGUCUUCCACCAAGUCGAGGGUUUUGAGAUGAAGCUGCGACGCGAUGAUAGACAACACGAGAAAGGAAGGGGACUCAAUAUAAACCAGGAGGAGAGCUCCAGACCUGUGCCUGUGCUGUCAUCUUCCGAAUAUGGCCGCCGGAUCAAUCCGUACCUAAACCAAAAUCCACCACAGUUUGCACGCGUGGCUUCCAUGAAACAUGACUUUCACACGAAGAAUGGGAUCAUCUGGAGUGUGGAAGAAGGACACGGGUCAGUGGCUCCAAUCUGAAAGCCCUGUGUUUCCCAGCAUGACGUAAUAAAUCUGUUCGUCACAGAGCUGUUUGUAUGAUGGGACAGAAUUACCACAUAUACCGUACAUUUUUUAUUUUUUUUUUAACAUAGGGGGAAAAUCAUCAACCAGUUAAGGUCCGGAGAAAUUUUUUAUUAAAAUAUGUUUCUUUAAA
Molecule: messenger RNA, 603 nt
Organism: Cyprinodon variegatus (sheepshead minnow)
Lineage: Eukaryota; Metazoa; Chordata; Actinopteri; Cyprinodontiformes; Cyprinodontidae
Gene: cfap90
Product: chromosome unknown open reading frame, human C5orf49
Exons: 3
Coding region: 15-428 (137 amino acids)
Source: RefSeq, a predicted model, not a curated record